Molecule: messenger RNA, 715 nt
Organism: Yamadazyma tenuis ATCC 10573
Lineage: Eukaryota; Fungi; Ascomycota; Pichiomycetes; Serinales; Debaryomycetaceae
Source: RefSeq, a predicted model, not a curated record
AUCGUCUCAGAUUUUUCACAGCCAGCACAUACUUCAUUUAGAAUUUAUAUCCAAGUCUACAAGAGAUAAGCGAUCGAGCCAGUAGCCGAUUAAGCAUGUUUAAAGAACCCAUAGCUGUCACGUGUUAAAAUCUGAGGGGCACAGCCACCUCUGUUGAUGAACACGGGACAUUUACCAGAAGCCAGGUGUCAAAAUAUUAAAAAUAUGUCUUUGCAACGUACGUUGUCGUUAUAUGGAACACAUUCAUGCUUUUCAACACCUACUGUUUGAAGAUGAACGAAGGAUUGAAUCAUAUCUUGAAAAUUAGCGGAAAUAUAAUUGAAACAAGUUUGAGCCACACGCCUAUUUGGCCACAACCUGUUAUUGACUCCUUCAGAGCAAAUAAACAACCAAAGAUCAAGUUGCCAGUACCCUCAAGUGCAUGUUAAGAACCACAAUAGCCAUUAAAUGGAAGGGGAUGAAAAGGUAUACUGGGUGUUCUGGAUAGCCCAGAUUGUGUCAAAUAUUAUACACGUAGAAUAGGCAUUCUAAGGGGCGAACUCCCCCAAAUUUUACUUGAAUAGUGGUGACAUGAACUACUAGAACAAUCAACCUACUGGCAUCUCCUGAAACAUCUCUAUCUGAGCUCUGCAAACAAAAAAUAACUGUAAUUUACCUCUUCAAAAAUUUUAUCCCUGAAUUUUUUUUGGUUUUGUCCUAUUCGCCAUCGACCAGC